GCUGAUUUCCAGCAAAUUGUCACCUUUGUCUUUCAGAUUGAAAUUAAUGCAGUGCAAGAGCUAUCUGUGAAGUAUAUCAGAGCGGCCUUCACCUUUUCCCAUUCCAGCCUUUUCCUAUGAUGUUGAAUUGAAGUUACGCAAAGGCAAUGAGGCAUAUGAAAAGACCAAGAAAGAUCAGGGAAGAGUUUCUUCGGAUCACCAACAAGGACCUAAUAGACAACUUCAGAGCAGCCAUUAAUCAGCACACUCCAAGGCUCCUUAAACUCUAUCGGGCUAGGCGGACAGCUUUACCGCCUGAGAUGGAUCAACUCCUUAACAGACUGGAUAAAGAGACAUCUCACAUCACAGCACAUCGACAGACUACAGCCUUGAAGGGCCUCCCGUUGUGUCUCUGUGACAGUCAUGAGAAGCUGUUCAGGAACUGUCUGGCCACUGACCCAGAAGAGGAGCAGACGAAGGGCCUCAUCGUGGGUAUCCUCACUGUGUUGGAGGAUGAUGACAGUUCAGCUCCUGCAACAGUCAUUAAUGUUGCUGUUGUUGUAGAAGAAAACGACAUCGUCCUCCAGGAUCUCCAUGACGUGCCAGCGGCUUUUGCUUACCUCUUUGGGCUGAUCUACACUUUAAACCUCCAGUACCCAAAAGAACUGAGCCCUUGGACUCUUCAGGAACCUAUGCCAGGGAUUCUGUUUGGGGACUUUAGCUCUGCCUUUAACAUCAUCAUUAUCAUCAUCAUCAUCAUCUUCAUCAUCAUCCUGGCUCUGCUGUGGGACACCUCUCCCAGCUGA
Messenger RNA from Sebastes umbrosus (honeycomb rockfish), 785 nucleotides. RefSeq lists its product as uncharacterized. The transcript is spliced from 5 exons. Bases 147 to 785 code for a protein of 212 amino acids. The record is from RefSeq and is a predicted model, not a curated record. NCBI's taxonomy places the organism in Eukaryota, Metazoa, Chordata, Actinopteri, Perciformes, Sebastidae.